ACAGGACAGGUGUUUGUAUGACAGCCGUUUACAGGAAAUCAGUGGUUACUCUUGACUUGAAGGGGCUUCGAAACAGAAAAUAACGUCUGACGGAAACGUUGUAUAUCAAACUCUCUACCCACGGAGUUGAAAUUGUGGGUUUUGCGAGAUGAGUGCUCUGACUUUGCAGUCAGCAAGUCUGGCCCCAGGAGUGCAGAAGCAGCAGCAGGCAACAUGUGGGAGAAGUUUGACUUCAAACUAUUCUCCCCCAAGUCUGGAGAACAAGUUCUUAGAUCAAGCCUCCACAAUAAUGCCCCAGCUUUCCUCCCCACUCAUAAAUUUUGCAGCACAGCCUUCCUCUUGCUCCUCUCUCCAACCCUCCAAACUAUCUUCCACCUCAUCCUCCCUUCUCUCCACCUCUUCCUUUGCAGCGUCCCUCACUUCUCCCCUCCUAAGCACCCAGAACAAGCUCCUAGACAGUAACUUAUCUCAUCAUUCUUUUUCCUUGACCUCCUCAGUCCCUAAUGACUCUUUGCUCUCCACAUCCCUGGCCAGUGGUGCUCUACUCACUAACUUUGCUCAAACUCCUUCAUUCUUCCACCAUGAUCUCAUGAGUAAAGAAGAGAAAAGGGAUGAUGGAGGGGAUCCAGAUGAUAGAUAUGAGAUAUCUGAAGUGAUGCCUUUCAGUUUUGAAGAAACAAGUGUGAUUUCUGAGGAUGAAGAUAAUGAGGCUGAAGGAAUUGAUGCUGAGAAAACUAUGGACUUGCCUGUACUGGAAACAGAGUUGAUGGAACAAGAACUUGAACAAACUGCAGUUGUCAGACAGGAGGAAUUUGGAGAGGUCGAAAGACGAAACGAGAAGGCCGAAGAGGAGCUGAAAGACAAAAAAUAUUUCCUCUUGAACAUUGUGUGUUGCUCUCUGGUCAAUGAGAGCACAGCUCCAGGCCAGAAGGACUGGGACUCAGAGGACAGUGUUUGGACCAGAAUCACAAACCUGGCAAAGGAUAUUUCUGCCUAUGACCCACAGUUUCUUCUGAAGGUGGCACUUUACACUCGUCAGAAGCUAAAUAUUCGGAUCACUGCGAACUUCUUAUUGGCUCUGGCUGCCAACCUGCCGCCCACCAAGCCACAUGUCCGCAGAUACUUCUGUGCUGCUGUACAGCUGCCGUCUGAUUGGCUGGAAAUAGUCAGAAUCUACAGUACAUGCUUCAGCCGCUCUCUGCCGAUGUGCCUGAAGAAGGCGAUGGCUGACAAGUUCAAGCAGUUCAGCGAGUAUCAGCUGGCCAAAUACAACACACGCAAGCACCGCUGUAAGCACAACCGCAACAAGCGCAAAGCAAAGAAGCCAACCGAUAAACAGAUGAAGGAGUGGGCGGACUUGGUCAGAUCAAAUGCAUCAAUUCUGAAGAACUUUUUGCGGUUAAAGGUGGUGGAUAAGAAGCAGAGCGAGUUCAGCAUAAAGAAGAUGAUCAAGAGGCUUCACAUCAAAGAACCGGCUGAACACGUUAUGGCCAUUCUGGGAAAAAAGUAUCCAGCUGACGCGAAGGCAUUCACACACAGUGGAAUGAAAGGUGUGUGGGACAGGGAGAGAGCUGGGCAGCGAAUGAAACUUAAGGAGCCGCAGACGUGGGAACGCCUGCUCAGUAUGGAGGGCAACAAGGCCGCCACCUGGGAGAAGCUCAUAGACACCAAGUCUCUUCCAUUCAUGGCCAUGCUGAGAAACCUGAGGAACAUGAUCACUAAGGGCAUCAGUGAGGCUCAUCACAACAAGAUCCUCAGCAGACUGACCAAUGAGAAAGCAGUUGUUCAGAGCCGACAGUUUCCUUUUAGAUUCCUCGCUGCCUACAAAGUCAUCAUGGAGCUCUAUGCUAUUGCCUCUGCAGCACAGCAACAAAUACCCUCUGCCAACAAGAUCCUGAUGGACGUCCUGAAGAAGAUUCCCAAAAGCCAGCGCUUAAAGCGGCUGAUGUGGGAAACAACUAAAAAGAGCAGGAUCAGGCUGACACUCAGGGUGCCGUUUAUCUCUCGAAUGUAUAGAAUGAAGAAGGCCCAGCUCAUAAAAGCCAAUCAGAGGAACUACACUGUUGUACUGUUGGACCGUUACCGUAAAGCUCUGGAGACAGCCGUUCAGGUCUCCUGUCGUUACAACGUGCCUCCGCUCCCUGGACGGACACUCAUCCUGCUCUCUCCGGGCAUCUAUUACGAUCGGUCUGCGAUCCAGAAACUGGACUUCUGCCUGCCUCCUGACCCAGAGGAACAAGAAAAUGAAGAAAAAGAGGCAGAAAACCCAAAACCGAGACGCAGGAAGACGAAUAUCGAGGAUCAUGACAAACUCACUCCAAGUAAGAUAGAGGUUGCAGUUUUGCUCGCUCUGAUGAUCUCCAGCAGUACAGAGGAUUGUGAGUUGUGCAUAACUUAUUCCAAUCAGUGGGAAGAAGCAAAGCUGAAGUCUGAUGUCCUGUUGGAAAAUGUCAGAAGUGUGCUCAAGCAAAUAAAGAACAUUUAUGAAGACAACUCUGAAGAACGUGACACAGCUUACUUUCACAGAAUAUUAAAGAGCAAAAAGGUGAGCAACAUCAUCGUGCUGUCUGAGUCCUGGCUAAGUACAGAAGUCAGGUUUGCCAUCAGGAACUACAGGACGGAAAUAAACAGCAGUGCCCUUGUAGUGCACAUUUGUUCAGAUAGUGAUGGAAACUCAGAAACCCUUGACAGGAACCACGUAGUGCUGACAGGCUUCAGUGAGCAGGUGCUGAGGUUUGUGGCAGAGAGAGGAUCUUCCAGGCUGCUCGAUCACGUGGAGCAUUUGGACAAAUUAUAUAACAUUCCUCCACCAGAGGGGGGUCAACACUCUCAGACCGCAAGCAAUGUGGUCUCAAUACCAGCAAGCCCAAAAUUAAGAUGGCAAGGUGUGCGGGUGUUCAUCUCCUCCACGUUCAGAGACAUGCACUCUGAACGUGACAUCUUGGUGCGGAGCGUCUUCCCAGAGCUACGCCGACGCGCUGCACCACACUGCCUCUACUUGCAAGAGGUAGAACUGCGUUGGGGUGUGACAGAGGAGGAGUCUGAACGGGCCUCAGAGUUAUGCCUGUCAGAGGUGUGUCGCAGCCAGAUGUUGGUGGGAAUUCUCGGGGAAAGAUACGGUCAGGUGCCCCCCAAGCCUGACCUACCAGACCUCCCACAGUACAGCUGGCUGGCCUCAGCCCCAGCAGGUCUGUCUAUCACAGAGAUGGAAAUCCGUCAGUUUCAGGCUCUUUAUCCCGACGUAGCACACCAGCGAAUGCUUUGCUACUUUAGAGAUCCGAACAUCAUCAAUUCAGUUCCUGUGGCUUGGAGAUCACAUUUUGCUCCUGAAUCAACGGACGCUGCACAUAAAAUGGCCUCUUUGAAGGGAAGACUCUUGUCCAGUGAUGUCAAGGUCACUGAAAAUUAUUCGUGUGAGUGGGGAGGCGUUGUGGCUGGGAAACCAUAUCUGAAAAACCUGGAGGACUUUGGCAACGCUGUGCUGGAGGACCUUUGGAUGGCUGUCAAAAAGCUUUUUGUCGACGCUGAGGAGGCUGAGGCUGCAUCAGAGGUGUUUGAGCAGGAGGUCCACCAGGAGGCGAUGCAGAGGCAGUUUUUUGGCAGGUCGAAGCUUCUGUCUAACGCUGUGGAUUUGGUGGAGCAGGCCCAGACGAAAGGAGGGAUGAUUGUGGUGGAGGCAGGACCUGGAGAAGGCAAAACUGUCUUCAUGGCUGCUCUAGCUGAGGCCCUCAGGACUGGAGUUAAGUCCAGGAAAAACCUCGUCUGCGAUGUAAUCUCUUACUCUACAGCCGCCAGCCAAUCAGCACACUCUGUGGAAAAACUCCUUCGGUGUCUUGUUAAGUGGCUGAGAAAGAUAAAGGGCACAGAGGAGGAAUCACCUUUUCCUCAUUCGUAUAAAGAUUUGCUGUCAGAGUUUCACUCCACGUUAAGUAAUAUGAAGAGGAACAAACCUCUGGUGCUGCUAGUUGAUGGGGUAGAUCUUGUCCAGGAUGGCAGAGGUCAGAUCAGCUCUGAUUGGAUCCCACAACAGCUUCCACGGGUCACCUGGGGAGAAAAGGGUGUCUGUUUGGUGGUGAGCAUCACGUCUAAAGCAGCUCUGUUACAAACACUAACCAAGAAAAAAGGGACGCUCCUGUUUACGCUGGGACAGCUUACCUUGCCGGACCGAAAGGAGAUCGUUCAGAAGGAACUGGAUGCAUUUGGCAAGAAACUCAGCGACUCUGCUUUCAACAACCAGCUCCAGACACUAAUAUCCAAGAAGGGAGCAGUCAGUCCUCUUUACCUGCACCUGGCUUGUGAAGACCUGAGGAACUUUGCUUCUUUUGACAAGCUGAAGGAGAGCCUGCAGGACUUGCCGCAGUCUCUGAGACAGCUGGUGCAGUACAGCCUGCAGAGACUCUGCUUGCAGUACAGAGGCAUGCUGGGACUCCGCUGGGCCCUGGCUACACUCACUGUCAGCACCACAGGCCUGAAGGAGAGAGAUUUAUACUCCGUGUUGAACACAUGCAAUGAUUUGUCUUUACGGGAUGGACAGGUCACAUGGCAGGAAGUGCUGCAGUUGUCCAGAGAGCCCAAAGGACGCAUUCCUAUGGCAACCUUCACCCGCAUAGUGCAGAGUUUACAAAGUCUGAUUGGUCCAUCUCAUUGCCACAACACUGACGACCUGCUGGCUUUAACCAAUCCGGAGGUGAAGCGAGCCUUUGAGGACUUUUUUCUCCCAGCAGAAAGUGACAAAACCAGAGCUCACCUCACACUGGCAGCUCAUCUGUGGACACAAGCUGACCCUCGGGGCCAAAAUACCUUCCUUCACUGUGAAGCCAACUCUAUCACGCACCUGCCUUCUAGCCUGAUUCAAAGUGGACAACUGGAGGAACUUUCUUUCCUGCUUUCCAGCUAUUAUUUCCUUUAUGCUAAUGUGCGCCACGGCUUCCUGCACCACCUCCUGGAGACAUACAGCUGGUAUGAUAAGAAGCAAGAGUCUGCACCAUCAUCUGCCAUCCAGGACAAUUUAAAGGAUUGCCGUAAUUUCUUGCGGCGUCAUGCCUCCACACUCUCCUCCUGGCCAGCUCUUUUCAUUCAGCAGGCCCUCAAUGAACCUCAAGAAACCUCCGCUCACACGUGGGCAAAAGGCAUGGUGGGCAAAGGAGGAGUGCGGGUAAUUGAGUGUCUGAAAAUUGACGGGAACAGGGAUGGUGAAGAAAAAAGUGAGCUGCUGUCGACCUUCCCCUCGGAGCCCACCUCUCUGGUUGUGAGCCAGGAUGACCAGAUGAUGGUGGUUGGCACCGGAGAGGGAAUUCUGCAUUUCAUCCACACGCAGACUGGACAGGAGGUGAAGUCUCUGAUCAGCAGCUGUGACGGCAUCUCGAGCUGUGUCUUCCUGAAGGACUUACGACUUGCUACCACCUCCUUUGAUGGGCGAAUAGAAGUGUGGGACAUUGAAAAUGGAUGCAGGACUGCCGUUAUUGAUGGCCACACUAAUAGGAUAACAGGAAGUGAUGUCACUGCAGACAAGAAGCACCUCGCCACGGUUUCCCUCGACUUCAUGAUUAAAGUGUGGUCUUCUGAUAAAGGUACUGAAGUGUCCUCCGUGCUCAGCAGAAGCCCUAUGAACUGUGUGACCUUUGACCCUAAGGGUCACCUUCUGGCUGCUGGCUGUUGGAAUGGAAAUGUGAUCAUGUGGAACUGGCUCAAGAAUAAAAAACUAACAUCCCUGUGCGGCCACACACGAUCAGUGCGCAGCCUCUCUUUUUCUCCCUACUCCUCCAUGCUCUGCUCUGGCUCUGUGUCUGGGGAGGUGAGGGUGUGGUCAGUGCCCACCUCCACCUGUGUGGGAUGUUUCCAGGCUCACUGUGAAGCCACAGAGUCCCUCACCUUCCUGGAGGAAGGAUCCAUGCUUCUGAGCGCUGGCUCUGAUCACAUGCUCAACCUCUGGUCUGGAGGACUUGGACGUUCUGUCACUGUAUUAAAAUGCGAUGAUUGGAUGCAGGAACCUCCUCUGAAAAAGCUAAAGGCUGUAACGUCUCAGCCUGCUGCUCUGUGUGUGGCUGUGAAUGGAGACUAUGUUGCUGUGGGAUACCACGCUGAUGGCAUCAAACUUUUCAGCCUCAGAUCAGGUGCGAAGUUUUGGGCCUCCGUGGACCUGGACGUGUCUGUACCGUGCAUGCUGUGGGUCGUUUUAGAAGCAGAGCAGACUGACACCGAUCUGCUGGUGUCUGGAGGAAGUGACAAAUUUCUGCGGGUGUGGAAGAGAAAACAAGAAGAGGAGGGAAUGAUGGAAGUCCUGGAAAUGGUGGGAGUGUUUGGUGUGCAGUCAGGCACCAUCCAGGCACUCGCACAAAACUCCACGUACCUGGCAACGGCUUCAGAUGACUUUACCAUUGGGCUGUGGUUAUUGUCUGAUCUGGCCUGUGACCCUCCGAUCCAGCCAAAUUCAAUACUGAGGGGCCACAGUGGAGGAGUCACGUGUCUGGCUUUCAGUCCAGAUGGUGCACAGCUGCUGUCUGGUGGAAAAGAUCAGGCUCUGAUGGUGUGGGGUGUGACUGCUCCUGCUGUUCGUUCUAAGACUCUGCCUCAUGCUCACCGAGACUGGGUCACAGGCUGCGUUUGGACUGCAGACUGUGUGUUAAGCUCUUCAAACGAUGGCAGACUUUGUUUGUGGGACCUUCAGGCUGGGCAGUGUCUGAGGGAAAUCUCCUGGACAAGUCCACUUACCUCUGUCUGCUGUCUGGGACAAUAUGUGAUAGCCAGCUGUGCAGAGGGGGCACUGCAUGUCUGGAAGUGGGAAACAAACACUGAAAUCUGCCAUAUUUCUGCUCACGUGACACGCAUACACCACUGCUCUCUCCUCCCAAAUGCAGACAAAGGGAAGGAAGUGAAGUCAGAAGAAAUGUCCGUUUUCACAGCGUCUGAUGAUGGCACAGUGAAACUUUGGAAACCCUUACAGGUGGAGCACUUUAGCACCUUUCGCGGUCACAGCGGUGCAAUUCAUGGAGUCGUUUGCAAGGAAAGGGUCCCACAAUUCUUCACUGUUUCUGAAGACCGCUCGCUGAGAUGCUGGACAUGGACAAGAGCAAGUCCUCCAAACCUGAAAGGCUCGGUCACAGUUCUGUGCUUCUGUCAAAAUGACGACCUGCUCCUCGCCGGGUAUGAAUCUGGUUUGCUCGAGUUGUGGCAAAACAACUCUGUGGUUGGCCACAAGCAGGUAUUGGAUGACCCCAUUACAGCGGUCUGUUCCAUGCCUGAUGGUCAGAUCGCUGUGGCGAGUGUGAAACUUAUUGGUGUUUGGAAGCUGGUGUGGAAUAAAAAACAUGACACAGCAAGCUUGGUGAAGGUAACCACCUACAAAGUCAGUGAACCAGUGAUGCUCCUCUUCUACUGCACUGCUUUAUUUGGGGUGGACAAAAGUGGAGAAAUAUUUGAUGUGGCACACAUGAACAGUGAGGACGACUGGCGCCAUAAAGUCAGCAAUUGGAUCCAUGAAGUUGAACUUCUCAGGGUGAUCAACAAUGAUAAGAAAAGUGUGUGGCUGAUGGGCAAAUCAGAGGAAGAGGUUUACAUCGGCUUCCUUUUUGCCAUGGGUAUUGAAGACACCCUUGGAUCAACUUUCAGUACAAUGAGCAUGAAAUGUGAUGAGGAAGAGGAGGAAGGGAAGAAGAGAAGAAAACUAAUAACAGCUGUGACAAUGGACAAUGAUUUUGUGGUGUGUGGAGAUGUGGAGGGCAACAUGUGGUUCAAUCGCCCACCAGAGCUGUCCUCAUGGAGCAAAAGAAAGCCUGCUCACAGUGACAGGAUCAGUGUGCUGAGACUCACUGACAGCACCAUCAUCUCAGCCUCCUAUGACCGGACAGUGAAGCUGUGGGACAGAGACACCAAGAAUCAGGUGGGCUUGUUUGUGUGUGGAGGUCCUGUUCUGAUCUUGGAGGUGAAUCCACAAAGACCCACUGAGCUGGUCUGCAGUGACGGAGAAAGAAAGCUCUACUUCCUCUCUUGGACAGAGUAAUUCUCUCUGCGUUACACUCUAAGCUUUAGGAAUUCAGGAUAGUUUGUAACAAGUCACAACACUAAACAAAGACCAAUAGGAAUGCUUUCAUUUUGGCGUCAAAUGUGCAAUAAAUUCAUGUGAAGAAAAAAGAAACUGAAAUGUUUACUUUGACACAUUUUUUGACCUACCUUUGAUUUAGAUGGUGAAACUUGCAAACAUGACAAGCAAGGUUAAUAAAAAAUAAAGCUUCAAAUGUUAGUUUACGUUUGUGAAAGAUCUCUUUAAUUAAAAAAUCAAGC
Molecule: messenger RNA, 8280 nt
Organism: Pelmatolapia mariae (spotted tilapia)
Lineage: Eukaryota; Metazoa; Chordata; Actinopteri; Cichliformes; Cichlidae
Gene: tep1
Product: telomerase-associated protein 1
Exons: 56
Coding region: 149-7999 (2616 amino acids)
Biological process (GO): telomere maintenance via recombination
Cellular component (GO): telomerase holoenzyme complex
Molecular function (GO): protein binding; telomerase RNA binding; telomerase activity
Source: RefSeq, a predicted model, not a curated record